Molecule: messenger RNA, 1754 nt
Organism: Cuscuta campestris
Lineage: Eukaryota; Viridiplantae; Streptophyta; Magnoliopsida; Solanales; Convolvulaceae
Source: the annotation of a GenBank genome assembly
AGACAGUGGCCACAACAACGAACACACAGUUUCGACAGAUUCGAGGCGAGCAUUUUGUAGGGACGAUACUCUGAACCAACGAUGGGGGCCGAAGAAGGUCCUCUUCCUCGUAGGAGGCGAGUGGAGCUUCCAGAAGGAAUUCUGAUGGAGGUGUUCAAUAGGUUGCCUGUUAAAGACAUAGCGAGAUGCACGGUGCUUUCGAAAGACAUCUACAACCUAAUCCAUUCACAUGCUUUCUACAGGAUGUGGAUCUCGGCCAAUCUACAAGAAACAGUAAUACUGUUUUCAGAAAGAGACAACUUUUCAGAAAGUGACGACGACGCCGGUUGGAAUUCCAUACAUUCCAUAGAUCUGAUGGGCUUAGACCAGCCUGAUCACCUGCCGCCCCAUCUGGUUGAAAUCCCUCAUCCUUUGGCUGUGGAGGAUCGGGUUGAUAAGAUGUUUCUGCGGGGAUCCGUAAAGGGCGUCCUCUUGCUUGAAAUCGAGAAGGAGGGAGUGGGCAGCAGGUUCCAAAUCUGGAACCCUUACCUGAGGCUGUUGGGCCCUAUUAUCCCCCUCCCCCCUGGGGUCGCUGCUGCUGGUGGAGGGGAUGAGGUACAUUACACAGCCGUUGGUUUCGGUCAUUCCCAUGGUGACUUCCAUCUUCUCCUCCGCCUCCCCCAGGAGGAGGAAGAAGGAGCAGAGUUCUUGCGCCUCACAGUGCGUAUCUUCACCCUCCCAGUAGGUGGCAUCCAAAACCAGUGGACUUCUGUCACAAGUCCGUUCCUGCUCCCAGUCGGUUCCCAUCUCUCGGGCAUCACUACAAAUCCAUUCCAUGACCACACCGUCCUCUGGACCUCAAACCACCGGAACCGUUGGUCCGUCUCAGGCUUUAACUUUGAGAACCACACUUUCAUCCCUGCCAUUUCAUUCCCAUUGUGGGACAGCAGUGAUGGCCCCCGUAGCGCUCCGACCAUAAGGAUUUUAGGUGAUAGAAUCUGCACUUAUUGCGCCGCUACCAAUGCCACCGCGGAUGCUCAUCCUGUCGUCCUCUACCAACUUGGCGAUGAUGGCCGUUCUUGGACUAAAGCGGCGCGGUUCCAUCUCAUAUUCGAAGGCGAAGAAGAAGACGAAGACGAACCGGAACUGAAUGACAUGUUCAGAGAUUUUGUAGCUGCAACAUGGAAAAACCCAUGCCUCGUGGUGUACACAUCCGAGGACCAUAUCAUGGGAUAUGAUCCGGAAAACAAAUAAUUUUUCUACUUUGGUCUUCAACCUAUGCAAGACGACGACGACGACGAUCCUGAUCACCCAUCAUUUGCCGAGCUACAAGCAGCUGCCUAUCACCCUUCAUCUCUUUGGCCUUAUCCCAGAUGGAAUGACAAAAUGAGAAGAGAAUGACAUGUUAAGCUAUGGACAUUCAGAACACAAUGACAUUAUGCUCAUUGACAAUAUCCAACACUGAGGCCAUGUAGAAAUUAGCAGUGAAGAUAUGGAGGGGAUCAGGAGAUGGUUGAUUGAAUCUUAGGAGGUAUAAAUAUAUAAAAGGUGAUUACUAAUUGCAAAGAGAGGGCCAGACCAGAUGAUAGCUAGGCUAAUUGCAUGCACACAUGCUUUAAUCUGUUGCCCAAAUUAAACUUUUUUGAGACUCCCUUUACCCUAUUAUAUUAGCUAUUACUAUUUAGACAUUACUCAAGUAUGCAGCAACUCAUCUUUUGCAGUAACAUGCAUCAUGUAAAGGUCUUACCUGUUAUUAGUAAAGCAUGAUCUCUGUU